Scaptodrosophila lebanonensis is the source of this 2798-nucleotide messenger RNA. Its product is annotated as gamma-aminobutyric acid receptor subunit alpha-3-like. The record is from RefSeq and is a predicted model, not a curated record. Gene Ontology annotation, biological process: regulation of membrane potential; chemical synaptic transmission; signal transduction. The coding region runs from base 128 to 2392 and encodes 754 amino acids. Gene Ontology annotation, cellular component: neuron projection; synapse; membrane. Gene Ontology annotation, molecular function: neurotransmitter receptor activity; transmembrane signaling receptor activity; chloride channel activity. The transcript is spliced from 15 exons. Lineage: Eukaryota; Metazoa; Arthropoda; Insecta; Diptera; Drosophilidae.
CGCCAUAUUAGCCAAUCUCAGCGCCACUGCUGCUGCCACCUCUGCUGCCGCUUAUCAAUACCUGGGCCAACAUUACAAAUAUUAUAGUCAGUCGUUCAGUUUCUAUGCUGCCUCGAGUGUCAUAUUAAUGCUCUGCUAUCUGACCACCACAUCUACGGCCGCUGCCACAAACUCGGAAUCGGGUGCCAUAGAUAAGCAUCCUAUUCAUGGCAUCGAUUGGUCGAAAUUCGACGAGUCCAGUUCGGAUAAGGAAAUUUUAGAUUUAUUACUGGAGAAGAAGCGCUAUGAUAAGCGACUACUGCCGCCUGUAAAUGAUGAAGACUUUUGCUGUGGUUUACAAUCGCCCGAUAUGGCUAAAAAUCAAAAUGUGCGGAGACCACACAAUCGCGGCACCCUUACGGUCAACGUGAACGUGUUGCUUCUGAGCUUAGCAUCGCCAGAUGAGAGCAGUUUGAAAUACGAGGUGGAGUUCCUGUUGAACCAACAGUGGAACGAUCCACGGCUGCAGUACGGCAAUAAGUCGCAUUACGAUUUCUUAAACGCUCUGCACCAUCACGACAGCAUCUGGACGCCGGAUACUUAUUUUAUUAUGCAUGGUGAUUUCAAGGAUCCCAUCAUACCAAUGCAUUUCGCUUUAAGAAUUUUUCGGAACGGGACCAUUACGUACGCAAUGAGACGACACUUGAUAUUAUCCUGUCAAGGCAGUCUACACAUUUUUCCAUUCGAUGAUCCAAAGUGCUCGUUUUCAAUGGAAAGCAUAUCCUACGAGGAGGCGCAAAUCAAAUAUGUUUGGAAAAAUGACGAGGACACUCUUCGAAAAAGUCCCUCACUGACCACAUUGAACGCCUAUUUGAUUAAAAAUCAAACAACGGCCUGUGAUCAAAACAGCUGGAGAGGGAACUACAGCUGUCUUAGGGUCGAUUUAAUCUUUACCAGAGAUCGUGCAUUCUAUUUCACCACCGUUUUUAUACCUGGCAUUAUAUUGGUGACGUCAUCCUUUAUUACAUUCUGGCUAGAAUGGAAUGCCGUGCCAGCUAGAUCUAUGAUAGGUAAUUACAGUUGCCUACAGGUCGAGUUGACAUUUACCCGUGAUCGUGCGUAUUAUUUCACAACCGUUUUCAUACCUGGCAUUAUAUUGGUGACCUCCUCGUUUAUCACAUUCUGGCUGGAAUGGAACGCAGUGCCAGCCAGAGUUAUGAUCGGCGUGACAACAAUGUUGAAUUUCUUCACUACCUCGAACGGUUUCCGCAGCACGUUGCCCGUCGUCUCCAAUCUGACGGCCAUGAAUGUGUGGGACGGUGUCUGCAUGUGCUUCAUAUAUGCCUCGCUUCUGGAGUUCGUAUGCGUCAAUUAUGUGGGCCGAAAGCGUCCGCUGCACAAUGUGGUCUAUCGUCCCGGUGAAAAUCCCGUAACACAGCGUCUUCCAGCGGUACUAAGCAGGAUCGGAGUAAUUCUUGCAAGUCCUUUGGCAAGCGCCGGCGCUAGCCCAACCCUGGCCACCCCGCUCUCUGGGGUCACAGCCGCAUCCACAGCGACGCCCAGCACUCCGCGGCUCAUCAGCGACGAGCAGGGAGGGAUGCGUUGGCAGGAAGCGCAUGGCGGCAUCAUUGGGGCAGCAGUGCAAAAUUUGCGGGCUCGUUCAAUUAAACGCAAAAGUGCCGCCGCGGCGGCCACUGUGGCAACAACAAUCUCCAAGCCAAGUGCCGAGCAUGUCUAUGCGGAGCCUGCAGAAUUGAUGCCAAGUGCCACCACGGCCACGCGUGUCAAAUUCAAGGAUGAACAACAACAGCAGCAGCAGCAGCAGCAACAAGAGGAAAGGCCAGCGCCAGAGCAGGAGGCAGAGGCAGGAGCGGGAGCGGGAGUAGAAGCGGAGGGGCAGCUCGGACUGCGUCGUUCGGUGGCCACCAGCACGCCAGCUUUGGUUCUGCGCAUUGAGCGCGAACAACUGAAGCAGGAUAUGGAAAUGAGUGAAGGACAUUUGUUGCAAUUGCCAUCGAAGCCGCCCCGCAAGAAAUCAUCGCGCUCCAAUUCGCCGGCAAGUGUUUAUGGUGAGUGCGAAGCAAUGGAGCACCUACAAGGACAACAGACGAUAAAACCUCCAGAAGCAGCUACGAAGUUCGAGGCAAUGGAAAGCGGCGAGAAGCGACGCGAUGCCGGCGGUCCCAACGAGAUUGUGGCCUGCACCACUUGUGGUGGCAGCAACAGCCCCUGCACUCACUCGGCGAACAAUGGCUGCGCUACAGAGACUUGCUUCGUACAGAUGCGAAAAAAGGAGCCACCACAUCCCAUACGCGUGGCCAAGACCAUCGAUGUUAUUGCAAGAAUUACAUUUCCAACUGCUUAUGCCAUAUUUCUGAUAUUCUUCUUUGUACACUAUAAAGGGUUUUCGUAAAACUAAGCAUCAUGAAAAGUAUAUCAUAACAAAUUCGCGCGUUCAAGUGCUAUGCUAGUGCAAAUAAAAUGUAGUCGCGCACCCAAAAUAUUGUUUAUAUGGAACAUUUUCCUAAGUUAGGCCUUGCAAAGUCAUUUAAUUUUAACGUAACAAAGGGAAACACAAAGUAAUUUAAUAACAAUUAACAACUUACAAUUAUAAAAUUAAAUCUUAAACCAGUAUGGCAAACAAGUGAUAAAACGCAAAACGUCAAAAACUUAGUUUAAAAAAACAAUGAGUUGUUAUCGCAAAAACACAAAUGAGAAAAACAAACAAGCGUUUAACAUAAGUUGUUAUUAUGUACGAGUAUUUAAACAUUAUUAAAUUUAAAUGUAUUGCAAUUCAAAACUAACAACAAAAAACAAAA